Lachancea sp. 'fantastica' is the source of this 1542-nucleotide messenger RNA. Lineage: Eukaryota; Fungi; Ascomycota; Saccharomycetes; Saccharomycetales; Saccharomycetaceae. The record is from the annotation of a GenBank genome assembly.
AUGCACAUCGCUUUUUAUGAGCUGGUGCUAGGCCUUUUCGUGAAGGUAGCGUUAUGUCGAGAAUACUGGCCAUCUCUGUCAGCUGGGGCUCAGUUGGCGCUACGAUCGCAGCGAGACCUUGGUGUGAAUGUUAGUAUUGACCAGCUUUACAGUGUGGGUGUUAAUGUGGAUAAAGUCAUAGGUGGGGACAAGUCAGUCAAUGAAACUCAGUCACUGAUGACUUUGAAUAACCUGCUAAAGGUGGGCGUGCAGUCUUAUGUGGUUGAUUUAAACGUGAGUGAUCCACAGAACUUUAUGCUUCCAUCCUCUAAUAUCAGCUUUUCUACUUUCCUUACAGCGAUACGACAAUAUGUGUCAUCCAGUAACAACUAUUUGAAUGCCAAUAUACUAAUAUUGUUGCUGCGACCGAAUUUCGACACUGCAUCAGGAUCGGCGAAUUCGUCUUUCUCUUCAUCGCCAUCUCAGUCGUCUCCACUGCUUUCAAACAUGACAGCUCAGCUCGAAACGAGCUUGGGACUCUCAGCUAUCUACACGCCAUCUCAACUCCUUUCAGAUCGUGCGCAGGGCAUAACUGUGGGUUUCACAGGAGACUACAGCAAAGUCGGCUGGCCGCCUUUGGAGUAUUUUCUGUAUAAGAUCCAGAAGAGGGUGUUGGUAGCCUACGUUGAUUCCAACGUCUUAGAUGUACUGCCGAGUGACUACGUCUUUGACGGAAAAUCGCUGAAUUUCCAAACAUCAAAUAUCACCAAUUCGUGCCCUUCGUCUAAUACUUCAGAGCUUGCGAAAGUGGUGGAAAAUGGCUGGAGGUUUUUAGAAAGCCAAUUUCUGCCAAGUGACAUCCGGGAGUAUGUGAUGUGCGGUUAUUCUCCGAUUAUAAGCAACCACUAUACCCCACAAAACAUUUCAGACAUAGCAGAUCUUUUGGAAACUUCUUUGCCGUGGUCAUGGGCUCACAAAGAACCCAACAGCUAUGAUACGUCUCGCAGUAAUUCUACGUCAUUGGUUGCCCGAAGAUGUGCCGUUGUCCAUUAUGUUGCGGCGAAUUCUACCAGUUACUGGGCUGUCGCCAACUGCUAUGACAAAAGACGCACAGUAUGCCGGCAUGAGAAGAAUAACCUGGACUGGAGGAUCUCCAAGUCAAACCUCAACUAUUUCUCGACGCACGACCAGGACGACAACGAUGUUUGUCCUGAAAAUUAUACAGUGGGCCUCCCCAAAAGUCCACUCGAAGAGACUGCUUUGAAUUCUUACUUAAGUGAGGUCGGUUCCGAGGGCCUCGAUGCAUGGAUAGACAUGAAUUCAAUUUCCGUGCCGGACUGCUGGGUCGCAGGGGGUUCGUAUGCUUCGUGUCCAUACCAGAAGGAGGUCAGUUCUCGGAGUUUUGUGGGGUUUAUCACACCUGUAAGCAUCUUUACAGCGAUCACGCUUGCUCUCCUGUUCUUUCUCACCUGGCGUAAAGUACCAAUCCAAGACAACAGGAAACACUGGAAGAAAAUCGUAAGCACGCACUCAACUUUACAAAAGGAAGGAGUUCCUUCAUAG